Messenger RNA from Microplitis demolitor, 1558 nucleotides. RefSeq names its product protein Mo25 (gene Mo25). The coding region runs from base 506 to 1516 and encodes 336 amino acids. Lineage: Eukaryota; Metazoa; Arthropoda; Insecta; Hymenoptera; Braconidae. Gene Ontology annotation, molecular function: protein serine/threonine kinase activator activity. The transcript has 8 exons. The record is from RefSeq and is a predicted model, not a curated record. Gene Ontology annotation, biological process: intracellular signal transduction.
AGUUUCAUGAGCAGUGUUCGUGAGUAAAGAACUCGGUUACUUGAGUUGAUAAAAAAAAAAUUAUUUAGUUAUACGAUGUAUUAAUAUACACCUAUAUUUAUUUCAAUAUUUAAUCAUUCAAUCAUUACUAAUUGAUUGAAUUUUUCUAUAAUUAUAAAUUCAAGUUAUUCAACAUAGUGGAUUUGUAACGAAUCAUUUAUUAUUUAAAUUUUUGUGUGAUAGAUAAAAGCAUUUUGUUGUUCGUUUCAUUUUAACUUUUUUUUUUUAUCGACAAAUUAUUUAUUUGUCACGAGAUACCUCAACUACAUAUAUACAUAUACAUAUAUAUAACUAGUACGCCUUACACAUCAAUAAUAAAUGAUCUAUUAGUAAAAAAUAAAAAAUUUAAAAAUAUACAUAAAGACAAUUGUGGGAAUAAUUUUUUUAUCAAGUGCCAGUGAUAAAUAAUCACUGCGUAAAUUUUAUUUGGAUUUAAAUUGAAUGGUUUGUAUCCUGUAAUCACAUCAUGCCUCUGUUUGGAAAAUCGCAAAAAAGUCCGGCUGAGGUUGUAAAAGCAUUAAAGGAAGCUGUUAAUGCACUUGAACGUGGUGAUAAGAAGGUCGAAAAGGCUCAAGAAGAUGUAAGCAAAAAUCUUGUACACAUAAAAAACAUGCUUUAUGGUACUGCUGAAACAGAACCACAAGCUGAUAUUGUUGUGGCACAACUUGCACAAGAACUGUAUAAUAGUAAUUUAUUACUAUUACUUGUACAAAAUUUAAGUCGCAUUGAUUUUGAGGGUAAAAAAGAUGUUGCUCAAGUUUUCAAUAAUAUUUUACGAAGACAGAUUGGCACCAGAUCACCAACAGUAGAAUACAUUUGUACAAAACCUGAGAUAUUGUUUACACUUAUGUCUGGAUAUGAGCAUCAAGACAUAGCAUUAAACUGUGGAACAAUGUUAAGAGAAUGUGCAAGAUAUGAAGCACUGGCUAAAAUAAUGAUUUAUUCCGAUGAUUUUUACAAUUUUUUUAGAUAUGUCGAAGUAUCUACAUUCGAUAUUGCAUCAGAUGCCUUUUCUACUUUUAAGGAAUUGUUAACGAGGCACAAAAUAUUAAGUGCUGAAUUUUUAGAAGCCAAUUAUGACAAAGUUUUUUCACAUUAUCAGAGGCUAUUGAAUUCCGAAAAUUACGUAACUCGUCGACAGAGUUUGAAAUUACUUGGAGAAUUAUUAUUGGACAGACACAAUUUUACUGUCAUGACUCAAUAUAUAUCGAAUCCAGAUAAUUUAAAGCUCAUGAUGAACAUGUUGAAAGAAAAAUCACGCAAUAUACAAUUUGAGGCCUUCCAUGUAUUCAAGGUAUUUGUUGCUAAUCCAAAUAAACCGAAGCCAAUAUUGGAUAUUUUACUACGUAAUCAAGAGAAAUUAAUUGAAUUUUUAACGCGCUUCCACACCGAUCGAUCCGAGGAUGAACAAUUUAAUGACGAAAAAGCAUAUUUGAUUAAGCAGAUUAAAGAGUUAAAGUCUGUACAUGAAAAUUAAUACAUUUCAUUUAUUUGUUCUUAUUAAAUAUUAUUAAUUUUA